Messenger RNA from Culex quinquefasciatus (southern house mosquito), 7202 nucleotides. RefSeq lists its product as uncharacterized. Gene Ontology annotation, biological process: positive regulation of DNA-templated transcription. NCBI's taxonomy places the organism in Eukaryota, Metazoa, Arthropoda, Insecta, Diptera, Culicidae. Bases 1500 to 3392 code for a protein of 630 amino acids. The transcript is spliced from 9 exons. Gene Ontology annotation, molecular function: transcription coactivator activity; protein binding. The record is from RefSeq and is a predicted model, not a curated record. Gene Ontology annotation, cellular component: nucleus.
UCUGUCAACCCAAGCAAGGCCCCCGUCAGAGUUCGAGGCUGACACAAACAUCACUUUUCUUUUGUACGCGAUCGAAUCCGGAAUUCUCUCGUCGUGCGUUUGUGGUUGGUGCUCUGCCGUGGUCGCGUUCGCCUCUCCCCCCCGUUCCGAGAGUUGGAGUGUUCCGAGGUUCCACCGUGAGUGGUCAAGUGUGCGCGGUCAGAGUCGAUUACGGGGACCGUGUUUUUUUUGUUCUGUUUUUUUCUGCGGACUUUUUCGGAACAUCCGAAAAACGGUUUGUGUCGUCGUCGACGUCGCGUAAAGUGAAGAGGAAAAGAGGAAGAGGAAAAAAAAAGUUCGUCGAUUUGCCUUGCCGUGUCGUUUCUCCUCCGGUCGUCGUCGUCGUCGGUUCCCAAUCCGUGUGUUGCCCCGGGGGUAAUUUCGUUGUUUCGGUUUUCGCUUCGCCCGCAAGUUCCACGUCCUCCUCCACCUCCACCCAGGUGAGACUGUCGAGACUUGCUCGACGUGCUGCUGGAACCGUUUUCCCGGAGGUUGUUCCGAAGAAUCAUUCAUCCUGCGGACCUGCGAGGGCAAAUCCUAACAAACAGCAACGACGACCCCGCACGACGACUCGCGAUAGUUCUUCGGCAAAGGUUCGAGCGAAGACCUUUAGACUAAACCGAGUUUGAGUCCAGCAGCUUCGGCGGCAGGUCCAGGCAGAGAAUAUUAACCGUUCGCGGAGCAGUUCAAGAAGAUCGAGCGAAGCUCUCAGGGGGGAAGCAAUCGGUACGAAGAAGUUUCAAGAAGAAAAGUAUAGUGAUCGAGAUCAGCAAGAUCAUCAUCAUCCCAUCGCGGUUCGACUGGAGCCCGGAGAAUUCAGAAAAAGAAGAAGAAGAUUAAGAAGAAGACGUGUGCAGAAGAUAAGAAAGGAAACAAAGGGGAAAAAGAAAGGUGAAUCAAGAGUUGCGCCGAGGAAGAGCAAGAAAAAGGCAGUGUAAUCAAAAUAGUGCUCACUCUCGCGCGGAGUUGUCUCGCCAAAGUCUGAUUCCACAGUUGAACCCCGGGACUCGUCUCUCGUGACGAUCGCGGCCAGCUGAGUGUGUGUGUGUGUGCGCGCUCGCCCCAGAAGUGUUGAAUAAUCGUACAAACUCGCGAAGCUCGUCUCGAAAGCACUUCGAGUUUGAUCUCCGUGUUUCCAAGCCCGCAACCGCCUCCUCCGGCCGAUUGAUUUGCUGCGGUUUUCGCGUUUUGCGCGCUGUGCGAGAUUGUGCGUACGCGGCCGGCCGCUUGGAAAGUGCGUGUGCGUGCGUAUUUGUGCGUUUCCCAUCAUCAUCAUCGCGGCAUCACCGGCAGCAGCUCAGCUCAGCUUUGCGGGGUACCUCUAAGACCCGGGGCUGGUGAAGAGAUUUGAAGAAGAAGCAGCAAAAGGCCAGCAGUCCCGUACAGCAGCAAGAGCUAGUGAACCAGGUCGUCGUCGUCGGUUGAUUCGCGAAGAAGCUGAAGAGUGAAGCGAAACCACAAUGGUGUCCACACGUCAGAUGACCGGUGCGACGACGGAGGAAAGUACGCUGUACCUGUUUCGCUCCUCUUCCGCCUCAUCCAGCAACAGCAGCUCGAACCAACCCACCAGCACCAGCACUGCGGUCACGAGCCGGUCCUCAGCCCUUGCCACCUCCACCCACAGCAGCGGCCCGGUGGUAGGGGGCAUGGCGAUGGCCGUGCUCAACCCACCGCCGCCGCAGCAGCAACCGCCACCACAAGCACCCCCACCGGAGCUGAACCUGCUGGACAUGCCGGUCGAGAUCCUGGGACACAUCUUCUCCUACGUGGGCUACAAAAAGGUGGCCCAAAUGCGAGUGAUAUCGCUCCAGAUGAACCAGGUGUGCAGUUCGAUACUGAACUCCACCUUCCAGAAGCUCCAGACACAGAUGCUGAACCGCUUUCAAAUCGUGAAAGCGAAAAUGCCACGCAGGGAAUCCGCCCGGAGGAACCACCCGCUGGCCUGCGAAUGUGAUAUCCUGGAGACGUGCUCGAUGCGGCUGUCGCUGCUGCAGAUGACGUUCGGCAAACAUAUCGAGAGGAAGCACUGUUGCUUUUUUCCCGGCGGGAUCCUGGACGAGGUGUACUCGGUGAUAUACUACAUCCGGAGCACACCGACGCUGGCCCGGCCGUUCAAGGUGACGGACGAGCUGUUCGAUCUGUCCACGAUGGCCAUGGAGUACUUUCGGGAGCACAUCGAGCCGAACCUACCUGAUAUAACAUACUUCAAUAAGGAUUACACUUCUAGUACAAAACCAUUCAAGACGCUGGAGGUUUCCUCCUCGAUCCUGUCGCGCGACACAUCACACUCGAGCUCGUCCUCGCCGCCCCAGAGCAACAUGGUGCUCCGGAAGGGCAUCCGCAAGAUCAAACAGGGAAUGAAGCGAUACAACAAUCAACUGUCGGUGUUACGGAGCGAGCUGCGAACGUGCAAGCGGAAGGCCACCGAGCAGGCGAAGCAGAUCGCCGAGCAGCAGAAGUUGCUGGCGGAACAGCAAAAGCAAACCCUCGAGUACGCGAACCGGCUCGACGAGAACGACAAAAAGAACGAGGAGAUCUCGCGGAAGUUUUCCACGCUGCUGCAGGAACUGAACAAGUGCAAAACUGAGCUGCAGUACUGGCGCUCCAAGAGUCCGGCCACGCCCAACUGUAACGCGUGCGGCCAGGCCAUCGUUGCCAUGCUUCCGGAGGACUUGCAGGCGCUCGUCAACCAGGGCGUUCGGCCCGAGGAGGUUGGCCUGGCUGCGAUACCGGAGGAACCGGCUGCGCUGGAGGCCGACGAGGGCAACGCGAUGGCGCUGGAUCUGGACGCGCAGCCUAUGUCGCCGCUGCCGGCUCCGGUGAUCGUAGCCGUGACCGGAUCUCCCCGCAGUCAGAAGCGAAAGUUUGAAAGUGUCGAAAGUGCCAGCGAUGACGUCGUGGCAGGUUCAUCCGCGUCCAGCACCAGUGGCGAGCCAGCUUCCGGAUCAUCAUCACCCCUGAACCCACCCUUCGCGUCGGCUCCGCUGGCUUCGCUCGUGGCCUCGUACUCGUCGUUCUCGGCCGGACCGUCGUCGUCGGUUUGCCCGUCCCCACCGUCGGCGUCAUCUUCUUCGGCUGUGUUAUCCCUUCUAGUGCCCACCACCUGUUCGUCCCCUUCCCACGCUUCCCAGAUGAACUCGCUUGCUUCGCCCUCGGCUGGUCCCUCAUCCGGCGGGGCCAACGCCCCGCAGCCGGAUGUCCCGAGCGCCGGAAGCAGCAGUAGUGAUAGUGUUAAUCAUAAGAAAUUACGCAGAGUACAAACUAAAGCUAGAUCACAAACUAAUCACAAUAACACUAGUACUGUGACUAACACGAAUACAAAAGCAACUAGAAGUAAACAUGUGGAGAAAUAAACCAGUUGAUCUGAGAACUCCGAUCGCAUAGCUGGAGAGAUAAACACAUGAUUAAAAACAAACUGAUUUUAUAGCAAAACUACUAAUAUCUGAAGAAAGAAAGAAUUUGAGAAAUGACAUUCAUUUUUUUAGUUAAUUGUAAAAUGAUUUUUUACUUCAUCUCCAACUUAGUGCUAAUAUAAUAUUGUCUGUCUUUCCAAACUUUUCUUUUUCAAUCUUUCGUACUAUUCCACGUAGUCUUGUUUCUUUCAACUUUUACAGAAAAUUUGCAUAAACCAAUGUUUCCAACAGAGUCAACUAUUCUAUCAAUUACAAACAUACACUAUUAUCAUAUGUUAUUCUUUGUCUAAUCAUGAUAGAUAUCCAAACAAACACACACAAACAAAUCAAUGUUACAACCAGAAUAAUUUAGACAAUUUACCAUCCAGCCAGUGAGUAGGGCGCAGAAAGCAAUUAUCAACACAGAGAGAAAGAAAACCAGAUCGCACCGAAGAUGUCACCCACACCAAAAAAAAAAAAACAAACAAGAAAGGAAACAAUAAAGCUGAAAGAAAUAGUAUAAUCUUGACUUCACCUGGAUCUACUAACACACGCAAACACAAACAAAUACACACAGUUACAGAAACCGUAUAAAGGAAUUAACCAAAACAAACCCACUCACACAAACACACACAGACUAGCAGUAACGCCGAUAUCAAUGUGUCGUCGCAAUACAGAUUAAUCAAAAAUGGUCUCACGCCAGCCACCACUACUAAUUAUACAAAAGUACUACUACAACUACUACCGCGGCGCUGAAAGGCCCGCUGGGGGGAAAACAAUAGCAAAUAAAACAAUACAAUAGAGAAUAAAUGGAAACUACCACCACCACAGAUUCACCAGAACAAUCACACUCUCACGCAAUAGACACAAACACAGUUGCAAAAAAAGCAACAGCAGCAGCAGGGGAAAGAGGUGUUGGAUGAUAUUGGGAGGGUUGCAAAAUAGUUAAUUUUACACAUGAACCACAACAACACACAAUAUACAGGACGACGGGCAGAUUUGUUGUACCGCAAUUGGUUUCUCAGCGUUGGGCGUUUUUUGGCGAGUCGAAAUUUGCCGCUCGCUGGAAGUUUCGGAGCAGCUUACUUCGCAUCUUCCGGUGAAGGGUAAAUUGAGGAAAAUGGUAUGCAAAGAAUAGGAAAUGCUUUGGUUGUACCUCAUUUGGCGUAAAGCGUUUGGUAAAGUUGCCGAUUGUUUUCUCGAUAUUUUUCAGAUCUCUUCCAGAGUGAGGUUAGAACAGCUCGUGGUAAGAAUUCGACUUUUGUAGAUUUUGCAACUUCAAAUCCAGUUCCCCAAAAAUCCAAACUCCACUUACACCGACCGCAACUCCGACAUCAUCUUCUGAAGUUUUUCCGCCAACGACUCCGGCUCCGGGUUAUCAAGUGAUAAUCCUGCUCGAAUGACUUCUACUCCAAAUUCACAGCCCCGGUUGCCUCUUUUUCGCAACGGUUUUUGUUUACAAUGCGUACUCAUAGAUUUCCUUCUUUGUGAACGUUGAAAUCACCACAAUUGUUGGAAUCCGGAAUUUUUGUCACGCGUAGUACCGGAGUUUGAUCGUGUCAACAAAACAAACUAACUUCAGAUCUUCACAGGAAAUUGUGUAACUGCGUCAAACUCUAUCAACUGUCGUUUGUUCUGUUGUCUGCGCUAGCAAAUGUUGCUACGAUAUGCAUUAUCAAGCAAGCUUACACGUUGGAGUGUAAUCGAAUGUUUGUUUUGGCCUCGAACUGUCAAAUUGAUUUACUCAAAGUUAAGGUCAAACGGCUUUAAGCUAAAUGGGGUACAUUCCACUUGCAAGAUUACGUCAUGAAUAUUUAAUUUCAUUCAAUUAAUGUUUGGUUUUGGUUUGCGCUGUAAAUAAUCUAUCAAGGGCGAUUAACUGAUAAAACAAAAACUUAAGUAGUGACAAAACAAAUUAUUAAAUGGAUUAGAUGCAAACAAAUCUUAACACACACACAAAAUGGAUGCAUGACCAUAACAAAAAAAAAAUACAUCAAUUAGCUGAGUAGAAUAGCAACAAACAAAAACCAAGCCUGUAAAAGCAUAUAUUUUCUUCUCAUUAUCAAAAAAGGCAAACUGUGAGAAUCCUACAAUUGCAGCAAAAUUGAUACUCGAACAGAAACAAAAAUCAAUUGGAAUCCCUAAACAACCCUUUUUCAUACGCAUGAAUGCAAAGAAAACAAUGAUAAAAUGGUACAGUGUAGUAGACUUUUUCUCUUACAUAUACAAUAUAUACAACAAAACAACAAAAAAACAGUAACUAGUAAUUAUUAUUUUUGUAGUAGAUGCUAGUUUUAUAAGACAAUUUACUGUGGAGCGCGUUCCCUGGCGCGAGGAGGUCGGACAAUUCGGAUGAUUGCCAUUCAUAGGCAAAGUUUCCCCCGCACCCGCAGAAAACUACAAACAAAUUCGCGCUCCUUUAGCUCUCAUCUUACUGUGGUAGUGAUAUUUUCGUAAACAAUUCUACUAGACAGAGAGAGCGAGAGACAGAAAUACAUGUGGAUCAACUGAAAAAAAAAAACGAGGAAAGCACUGAAGCCAUUUUAAGCUGAACGUGGUUGAUUUUAACAAAUUGAAAGCGGUUUGAAACUAGAAAGCAGAACUUAAAAAUAUCGUUGAACAAAAGAAAAACAGAGAAAAUUUUCACGUGCAGGGAAACCGAAAUCAAAAAAACAAGAAAAUUCACACGCACUCACACUCUAGGGGAACUUAAAAAAGGCGGAAAUCGAUUCAAAAUUUAGAAGCAGCAAAUACAAAGUACGGAAUUUUAGAUUCUAACUCUUUUCUAAUAAAUGACUGUUUGUAGAGGCCCUUUCUCGAUAUCUCUAGAGCAAAAACAAAGCAAAACAAAUAUAGGAAUCAGAAUGGUGUUGUAACAGCAAGCAAAAAACAAACUCUCACUCACCCAAUCGAUACGAGGAAAAAAAUUAAGAGUAAAAAAACGCAAGACAAAUUAAUCAAUAAAUGAAGAUUAUACAUAGGUAGAAUGUGAUAACGAACAUAAGAGAAAAAAAAGUAAAAUCACACUAACGCUAAAUUGUAUGACAUUAGCGUGUUUUAAACGUUGUUUCCAAGUCGUUUUCCCAAAUUUAGUUUGUUUUCGGGUCCGCUUCCACACUAUUAAUCUAUGACACACAAGAAAGGAAAAAAAACAAAGCAAAAAACCAGAAGUUUAAACCAGCAAAAAAAAUAAAUAAGGAAAACUCAUGUUUCUUUUCCCAAUUUUUUAGCAGCACAAAAUACAACCCCAUUCAACAAACAACUCACACUGACUGUCUCUGGUCGUGAUUUAAAGCGCGCGCUCGCUCGCUCAGGAUUGCUUCGGCGACGAGCCUUUCCCGCCUCUUUUGAAAAAAGCUCAUCAUCGAAGGGUUUGGCUGAAUUAAAACGAAAAAAAAAAAAGUCAUUAAACCGGGUGACGGUCGUGCAGAAUAACGAUGAGAUUGGGUCCCGUUGCGUCGAUGCGAUGACGCGAAGCGAAAAAUUGAGAUGAAACAACAACAAAAAAAAGUUCUGAAGGAAUGAUUAGCGCGCGAGAGAGAUUGAAUGAUGAACUAUGAUGUAAAAGAACACAAUGAAUUUUAAUCCCGUCUCUGUUGAAUUGAAAACAAAACAAACAAAAAAAAACAUAGAUAUUUUAAGAAGUUUUCUUCUGUAUUUCUCGUUGCACAAGAGUAAGAAUAUAUUAUUAAUCAAAUGAAGACAAAAACAAAACGGUGGAAAAAACAAGAAUAAACAAAAAUCAAAUAAAAAUCAAGAGGUAAAAAUUAA